GCGGCCGAGCCCGCCGCCCGGGCCAUGUCGGCGCCGGAGCUCAUUGAGCUGCGGGACCUGGGCCCCGCGCGCCGCACCCGCCUGGAGCGCGCCAACGCGCUGCGCAUCUCGCCCGGCCCCGCGCGCAGCCCGGCCAGACCGCCGGCCCCGGGCCGCGGCCACCGCUUCCAGCCCGCGGCGCCCGCCACGCACACGUGGUGCGACCUGUGCGGGGACUUCAUCUGGGGCGUCGUGCGCAAGGGCCUGCAGUGCGCGCACUGCAAGUUCACCUGCCACUACCGCUGCCGCGCGCUCGUCUGCCUGGACUGCUGCGGCCCGCGGGACCUGGGCUGGGAGCCGGCGCUGGAGCGGGACACCAACGUGGAUGAGCUCGUGCAGUGGGAGACACCUGACCUCUCUCAGGCUGAGAUUGAGCAGAAGAUCAAGGAGUACAAUGGCCAGAUCAACAGCAACCUCUUCAUGAGCCUGAACAAGGAUGGCUCCUACACGGGCUUCAUCAAGGUGCAGCUGAAGCUGGUGCGGCCGGUCUCGGUGCCGGCCAGCAGGAAGCCUCCCAGCCUGCAGGACGCCCGGCGGGGCCCGGCGCGCAGCGCGGCCGUGAGGCGCCGCACCUCCUUCUACCUGCCCAAGGACGCCGUCAAGCACCUGCACGUGCUGUCCCGCACGCGGGCGCGCGAGGUCAUCGAGGCGCUGCUGCGCAAGUUCUCGGUGGUGGACGACCCCCGCAAGUUCGCGCUCUUCGAGCGGGCGGAGCGCCACGGCCAAGUGUACCUCCGGAAGCUGUCAGAUGACGAGCAGCCCCUGCAGCUGCGGCUCCUCGCCGGGCCCAGCGAGAAGGCCCUGAGCUUCGUGCUGAAGGAGAAUGACUCUGGGGAGGUGAACUGGGAUGCCUUCAGCAUGCCGGAGCUCCACAACUUCCUGCGCAUCCUGCAGCGGGAGGAAGAGGAGCACCUGCGCCAGAUCCAGCACAAGUACUCCCGGUGCCGCCAGAAGCUCCAGGAGGCCCUGCACGCCUGUCCCCUGGGGUGACCUCGCCCCCUGGUGGAAGGAGGAGCGCAGGCAGCACAGGGGUGUGCCGUGUGAGUGUGACGGGGCCUGUGAGGUCUGAGGAAUGAGUGUGCGUGGAGGCCCUCGUCGGCUGGCGGAUGAACCCAGAGAACAGCAAAGGAGCAGCUCCCGUGUCCACCCUGCGCCAAGGAGCGCAGGACCAGCACCUGCCCGUCGCGUGCGGAGUCCUGGCACAGGGCUUCCCUGGGAAGCUGCUCCAGGCUUGCAGCAAGGGUAGCGCAGACAGAAGUCUCCUUAGUUUGUGUCUCGGACACGAGGAUCUGGGAGACCCAGCAAACAGAUGGGGUCAUGUUUGCAGGGAAGAGGACUCACCUGUGGGGAAGGGUGGUGUGUCUCGGAUGGGGUCUCAGGACAGCCCUGUGGAAGCCGAUGGUGGGUGCUCAGUGUAAGGCAGGCAUCGAGGAAGAAGCAGGGCUCCCUCCAGUGCCUCUGGAGUCGGCGUGCCGGCCGCCACUGCAGCAACAGUGCCUCUGCCUCCUCCGAGGGGGUGUCCUGGCUGGGGCCUGUGGGCACUGGCUCAGGUCCAUGCCUUGUUUGCCAAUCAAAGCCAGGGUCUUUACGUGGAGUAUUUUGAUGAUGUGUGCGAAUGUAUAUUUUGUGGCCUCAGCUCAGUGCCUCCUGGGGGAAAGGGGUGGGAAUGACGUCAUCAGGGCCGGGGGCUGGGGAAAACUUGGCUGAAUAAAGAUUCAAGAAUC
Pipistrellus kuhlii (Kuhl's pipistrelle) is the source of this 1763-nucleotide messenger RNA. RefSeq names its product Ras association domain family member 1 (gene RASSF1). The transcript is spliced from 6 exons. NCBI's taxonomy places the organism in Eukaryota, Metazoa, Chordata, Mammalia, Chiroptera, Vespertilionidae. Gene Ontology annotation, biological process: Ras protein signal transduction. The record is from RefSeq and is a predicted model, not a curated record. The coding region runs from base 25 to 1029 and encodes 334 amino acids. Gene Ontology annotation, cellular component: nucleus; microtubule cytoskeleton.